Molecule: messenger RNA, 2211 nt
Organism: Talaromyces stipitatus ATCC 10500
Lineage: Eukaryota; Fungi; Ascomycota; Eurotiomycetes; Eurotiales; Trichocomaceae
Exons: 2
Coding region: 67-2178 (703 amino acids)
Biological process (GO): carbohydrate metabolic process
Source: RefSeq, a predicted model, not a curated record
CGAGGUUAGUCAAUCGUGGACGGCGCUUCAAUUCUUUUCUUCACUUAAUUCCUUUUUGAACAGUAUAUGCUCCCCUUUUUUACUACAUUGACUUCAGUCAAACUGUCCCUCCUUGUGUUUUGGUAUAGUCUUACAGAUAUGCGGUACAGCGUGUCCAGUGUAGGAGGUUUGGCUAUCCUCCUCGCUAGCUCCUUGGUCGAUGUCGCCAAAUGCAGUAAUACAUUACUGCCCCUGGUUUUUGAGCCUCUGCCCUUGGGCUCAGUCACAGCUGAAGGCUGGUUACAAGAUCAAUUGCAAUUGAUGAGUGAUGGGCUUGCUGGUCACGAACACGAUUUUUACCUGUUUGUCAGCAAUAGUUCAUGGCUGGGAGGGUCGUCGGAGUAUAGCAAUUUGAACGAAGGAUUUCCAUACUGGUUCAAUGGUCUUGUGCCAUUGGCGUAUAGCCUGAAUGAUGAACGACUGAAAACCCAAGUCUUGGAGAGCGUGGACUACGUGAUUUCUCAUCAACAGAACGAUGGCUGGCUUGGUCCAGAAACCGAUGUCAACCAACGCAACCUUUGGGGUCGGUUCCCCUUCUUCUUAGGGUUGACGCAGUUGGUUGAGGCUACGAACGGAACGGAUGUUUCCACACGCGUGUUGGAUAGUAUGCACAAAUUCGUCGAGUUGAUGAAUUCCAUGCUCGAAGAUAAUUUCCUCGGUUAUGUCGCAUCUGAUACUUCACCAAUUGACGACCAAUGGGGCCGCUCGCGUGCAGCUGAUAUGAUCUUGAGCUUGCAAUGGUUGUACGAACAUGAUCCCAGAAAUGAUACCGAUAUCCUGUUCAAUUCCAUGAAUCUCCUUUUCGAAAAGUCAAACAACUGGGCUCAUUGGUACACCGACGGUGUCUAUAUCAAACAGGAUCUCGAUACGGUGCCCGUUGCUAUCACAAAUGCCAACUAUGCGUUUGAGCACGGAGUUAAUGUCGGUCAAGGCUACAAAUACGGUGCCGUUGUUCGGCGCUUCAAUGGCGACGAUAGCCUUGCAGAUUCUUCGCGCAGAGCAGUCAAUUGGACACUGACAUAUCAUGGCCAGCCUUCAGGAGUCAUGAUUGCAGAUGAGCGAUUAUCUGGAUUGAGCCCUGUUCGCGGUGUGGAACUCUGUGCCGUGGUGGAGUCCAUCUAUUCGCUAAACUAUCUGUAUCAGGCAUUGGGUGAUGCUUCUUUCGCAGACAGUGCCGAAAUGGCGGCUUACAAUGCUCUCCCCGUUAUGUUGACACCAGAUUGGUGGGCGCAUCAGUAUGUUGCUCAAACCAACCAGCCGAUAUCACAUACUUUUGAUGAGACCCCGUUCUAUAAUGUGGAUAAGGAAGGCCAGCAUUUCGGACUUGCCCCAAACUAUCCUUGCUGCACGGUCAAUCAUCCGCAAGGUUAUCCAAAGUAUGUUUCAAACUCCUAUGUCCGCUAUGGCGACAAUGGUAUAGCGCAUGCAUUGUUAGGCCCGACUUCGGUCAAAACUACCACCAAAUCCGGGGUAUCCGUCAGUGUUUCGGUCGACACUCUUUACCCAUUCGUGUAUGAGUUGACAUAUACCGUCGAAGCCAGUGAUGACUUUGACUUUUAUGUGCGGGUUCCCGCCUGGGCCACAAGCAGCAGCUUCUUUUCCAUUAACACUGGCCCCCAUAAUUCAGUGAUCGCGGAUUCGAGCACUGCCAUGCAUCAUAUUCCGCUCAGAAAAGGCCGGACCACUAUAUUUUACUCCUUGACAGGCGAUAUCCGUGUAGCUCAUCGUGCGAAUAAUACCGUGGCUGUAUAUCACGGGCCAAUUCUUUAUUCCAUCGCACCAGGUGAGAACUAUACAUCAUACAGCGCGAACUACCCUGGCGCGCCAUCAGAGGCACUGGAAUAUAACAUUUACCCGACAACAGAAUGGGCACUCGCCAUUGAUCCCUCGAGUCUGAAGUAUAAUGGACCCGGGUUUGGUGCGUCGUUGUCCAAUCCCGUUUGGACCCUCAAUGCACCACCAGUGUCCAUCAGUGCGACUGUAUGCGAGAUCAAAUGGAACCUGGUAGAUAGUUAUGCACCGAAUCCGCCCCUGCUAGCAAACAGGAAAUGCGUGGGAGACCCUUUCCAAGUCAACCUAGUACCGUAUGGUAGCGCCAGAUUGCACAUAGCCGAGAUACCGACGAUCAGUCUGUCAUGAGUCCUGGAUCAAUCCAUGUAUUUUAUUGAUAUA